Molecule: messenger RNA, 2990 nt
Organism: Ictalurus punctatus (channel catfish)
Lineage: Eukaryota; Metazoa; Chordata; Actinopteri; Siluriformes; Ictaluridae
Product: tripartite motif-containing protein 16
Exons: 6
Coding region: 66-1742 (558 amino acids)
Molecular function (GO): zinc ion binding; protein binding
Source: RefSeq, a predicted model, not a curated record
AAAACGAAACUCAGAGUCUCUCUCUCUCUCUCUCUCUCUCUCUCUCAGUGUGUGAGUGCAGGAACAUGGCAGAAUCCAGUAUUUCAGUAGAUCAGUUUUCAGCAGAUCAGUUCAGCUGUCCAGUGUGUCUGGAUCUCCUGAAGGAUCCAGUAGCUAUUCUCUGUGGACACAGUUUCUGUAAGGUGUGUAUUAAUGGCUUCUGGGAUCAGGAGGAUGUGAAGGGCGUCUACAGCUGUCCCCAGUGUAGAGAGACUUUCACUCCAAGGCCUGUUCUACGCAGGAACAACAUGCUGGCUGAAGUGGUGGAGAGACUGAAGAAGACUGAACUCCACGCUGCUUCUCCUGCUCACUGUUACGCUGGACCUGGAGAUGUGGAGUGUGAUUUCUGCACCGGGAGAAAACACAAAGCCGUCAAGUCCUGUCUGGUGUGUCUGGCCUCCUUUUGUGAAGAUCAUCUUAAACCUCACUUUCAGUCUCCUGCCUUUAAGAAGCACAAGUUAGUGGAAGCCUGUGCAGAGCUCCAAGAGAAGAUCUGCUCUCAGCACGACAAACUGAUCGAGAUCUUCUGUCGUACUGACCAAAGCUUCAUCUGUUAUUUGUGUUCGAUGGAUGAACAUAAAGGUCAUGAUACGGUUUCAACUAAAGCAGAAAGAAUGAAAAAACAGAAUGAGCUACAGGAGGAGCAGAUGAAAUCCCAGCAGAGGAUCCAGGAGAAGCAGGAGAAGGUGCAGGAGCUGAAACAGACUGUGGACACUAUUAAGAUGCGUUCACAGGCAGCAGUAGAUGAGAGUGAGAAGAUCUUUACUGAGAUGAUCAGCUCCAUGGAGAAAAAGCGCUCGGAGGUGAAGGAGAUGAUCAGAGCUCAGGAGAAAGCUGAUCUGAGUCGAGCUGAACGACUCCUGAAGCAACUGGAGCAGGAGAUUGCUGAUCUUAAGAGGAGAGUCACUGAGCUGGAGCAGCUUUCACACACACACGAUCACAUCCACUUCCUCCAGAGUUUCCCGUCUCUCUGUGUUUCUCCUGGAUCUGAGGACUCAUCCAGCUUCACUGUCCAUCAACAUCUUUCAUUUGAUGGAGUGAGGAAAUCUCUCUCAGAUCUGAAAAAACGAGUGGAGGAAAUCUGUGAGGAGGAAUUCAACAAAAUCCGUCCACAAGUUGCAGCAGUUCAGAUGAUUUUACUCUCAGAACCAGAAUACAGAGAAGAUUUUCUGCAGUAUUUCUGUGAUCUGACUCUGGAUCCCAACACAGUAAAUCAUCUCCUCAUUCUGUCUGAGAAGAACAGAGCGGUGAAGCGCAGUGAGAGAAAACAGCGAUACUCUGAUCAUCCAGAGAGAUUUAACUCCUUGUAUCAGGUGUUGUGUAAGGAGAGUGUGUGUGGACGCUGUUACUGGGAGGUGGAGUGGAGCGGUGUUGUGUACAUAUCAGUCUCAUAUAAAGAGAUCAGCAGGAAAGGACGGGGUGAUGAGUGUGGGUUUGGACUCAACAGUCAGUCCUGGAGUCUGUGGUGUUCUUCUUCCUCUGUCUCUUUCUUCCACAACGACACUGAGACUGAUCUCCGAGGUCCAGCGUCCUCCAGAAUAGGAGUGUAUGUGGAUCACAGUGCAGGAACUCUGUCCUUCUACAGCGUCUCUGACACGAUGAAGCUGCUCCACAGAGUCCAUACCACAUUCACUCAGCCUCUAUACGCUGGGUUUGGUAUGUGGGGUUCUGACUCGACUGUGAGGUUCUGUGAUCUGAAAUGAAAUGUUGGUAAAAGUUUUUAGUAAAAUUAUAACUGACGUGUUAGAUUUAUUUUCUCCCCGAGUUAGAAUGACACUUUUGUGUGCAGAAACUGUAACAGUUCCACAUUAUUAUUAUUAUUAUUAUUAUUAUUAUUAUUAUUAUUAUCAUCAUCAUUAUUAUUACUAUUAUUAUUAUUAAAAUGUUUUGGAUAAAUAAUUCAUACAUUAUGACGGCGGUAAAUCUAUCUAUCUCUAUAUCUAAAAGUACUGGAAAUCUCUAAAUCUCUAAAGCUAUAAAUUCAUCCUAGCAACAUGCUAUUUCAUGUGAGCAAUAUGCUAAUUCAUGCUAGCAACGUGCUAGCUACAUGCUAAAUCAUGCUAGCAACAUGCUAACUCAUGUUAGCAACAUGCUAAUUCAUGCUAGCAACAUGCUAAAUCAUGUUAGCAACAUGCUACUUCAUGGUAGCAACAUGCUAAAUCAUGCUAGCAACAUGCUAAAUCAUGUUAGCAACAUGCAAAUUCUUGCUAGCAAGAGGCUAAUUGAUGCUAGCAAUGUGCUAAACCACCCAGAACACCCUAGCAACUGCUUAGCAACACCCUAGUAACCAGCCAAAACACCCUAGCAACCACCCAUAAGACUCUAGCAACCACCAGUCUGUCUGUCUAUCUAUCUAUAUAAUUAACUGUUGUGCAUGUACAGAGGUCACAUUUUCUCCAGGAAUCUGUUCAUCAGUGGCUCAAACCCCUCCUGCAGUCUUAAAAAAAAGUGCCACAAAGAACCAAACAGGGUGUUUCAUAGUGAGGCCAUAGAAGAACCUUUUUCGGUUCUGCAAAGAACCUUUUAGUGGAUUGUUAAUUGAAGAACCAUUUUUCCUUAGUGCCACAAAAAAUCUUUUCAGGUUCUACAAAGAACCCAUUUCAAAGGUUCUUUAAAGAAGCAGUCAAAAAAAAAUGUUCUUUAUGGCACCAAUAGAUCCAAAACUGCUCAAAAUUAACUAGGAUUUUUUCUGCAAUGAAACAAAUUUUCUCAUAUACAUUGUUUAAAAAGAACUAGAGUAACAAGAUUUGAAAAGAUGAUUAUUUAUUGAAUUACAAGUCGAUCUGUGUGUGUGUGUGUGUGUGUGUGUGUGUGUGUGAGUGAGAGAGAGUGAGUAUAUAUUAAUACAUAACAUUUAACUCAUUUGAGACAAUUUUAAGAACAAUUUUAAAUAAUGCAGCAGAUCUUUUUCUUGGCAUCACAUACUUAUGUCAACCUUAAUAUGCGUUUCA